This is a messenger RNA of Paramecium octaurelia, 2723 nucleotides long. The record is from the annotation of a GenBank genome assembly. Lineage: Eukaryota; Ciliophora; Oligohymenophorea; Peniculida; Parameciidae.
AUGUUUGAUCAAUAAUUCAUGUAACAUCAAAAGUCCAGAUAGGAUAACAUAGUCUAGCCCAAAUCUAGACAUCUUAUUGUGAUGAAUUAAUUAAAGAAAAAAGUAUUAUACAUUCAAUCAUUCUUUAGGAAGAGAAUUGGAAUCACAGGUUUUAUGUUUCAAAGUAAUCUAAAAACGAGUCAGUUGAGAAAUUUUAACCUAAAUUAAGUUAAUUAUAAGCGAAAUUAAUUGAGGUCUAAAAUUAUUACGAGAUUCCCGAAUUUCAUAGGUAAUGUAACUUCAAACAAUUAUAGAUAACUUUUCUUGAUGUGUCUAAAAACACUUCCAAAGAUUAGCCAAGCUAUUCUAUUCGAAAUUGAAGAAAUCUAAUUAAAAAAAUCGCAUAUUCAAGUAAAAUUAUAUUCUCAUCUUCAGUAAUGUAUGCAAGCAGUUGAAUCUAGAGAAAGAUGUCUGGGUGAACUCUUAAAACAUAUUCAAUCAAUUGAAAACAACCCUGGAGACGAACAGUUAAUAUCUAAAAGUGCUGAGUUGAUCACUCAUUUAAGAAUACUCUCAAUUAAUGUUGUAGAACAAAUAAUUGGUUGGAGGUAAUAUCUAAUGAAAUUUUUGGUUAACAUUCAUUCCUCAGAGAGCAUCUCGUUGCCCUACACUUACUACAAGGAAAAUUAUCUGAUCAAGGUUAAACAAAUAUUUAUCAAUAGAUGAAAAAAGAUGUAUUAUACAUUUAAAAUUCCAUACUUUCAAACUAUUAUCAAUUUUCUAAGCAAUCUGAUCCCUUUUUUGUUGCCAUAACCAGACCUGCGACUGAUAUCAAUAAAAUUGUGUAAUUCAUAUCGAAACCUCUACUGAAAAGGAUAAAGAAUUGUGAAUUACUUAUCUAAGAAGAGGCCUCUUAGAUGUAAAAAGAGGACAAGUCAUUCUACAAUCAAAUGAAUUCAAGAGAUUAAAUUAAGAUAACGAAGCCUCCCAAAAGACCCAACCAAAGUUAGAAUUAAAAUGUAUAAUACAAAUAUUACAUUUUAGAGAGUGCUAAUUAAAUAGUUGGAUCCAACAGACUUUACAAAUCAAACAUCUGGGUCUGUGACCAAAAUUAACCCAUAAAAAUAGUCUACAAAAUAGGCACAGCAAAAUCAAUUAAAAUAGGAAUUGAUCAGAAUUUCAAAUGAUUAGAUUUAAAAGGAUUAAGGCAAAUAAUAAUUAUAGAUUCCAUCUGUCUAAUAGAGUGCUGAGAAAAGAAACAAAGAUAGUUCCCUUGAUUAAAAGAAUAAAGAUAGUAGUAAAAUAAACUCUCCUAAGUCUUUAAAUUAAGUUGCAACUCAAAAUGAUAAUGAAAUUAAAAUAUUAAAAUGCCAAUUAAAUGAUACAUUAGUAGAAAACUAUCUAAAAGAUAUAAGUGACGAUUUCAAAAAGUCAUGGAGAGGGGAAAUAACAUAAAUGCUGCAUCAAUAUGAAUCGUAAGAGGAAAGCUUUUGCUUAGGAAUAUAUUAAAACAAUAAAUUAAUAGGAUUAGGAUAAUGCUUCUUAGAUCCAUCCUUGUAGGAAAGAAAAUUAAUGUUAAGUCAUUUUUCUACAGCUGAGUAUUCUUAGUUCUAAGAAUAUCUGAAAAUGAUAUUAUAAUUUAUUUGGGAAUUAGAUUCAUGUUAAGAAAUUAGAAUGUCAUUAUACCAUUAUAAUUAGAAUGAUUGUUUUUAAGCAAAUAAAGACAUCACAACAAAAUUAAAGGAGUUGAAUUUUAAAUGGAAAGUUGUUUAGAGUGUGAACUCGGAAACAAGAUUCACCGUUAUGGGUAUUAUAGUUGGUUAUUUUAGCAAUCAGACGACCUGCAGAAUUAAAGAUUGCUAAAUAGUAUGAUCCAAUAUUUCUUCAGCAUCUUUUUUAUACUACAGAGAAUACUUAAACUACAAAUGAGAAUUAAUUCUUUUCACUAAGUGGUUUGACAAAUCUUAAUACAAAAGUUGAUUUUUAGGAUGAUCAAAUCAAUUCAAUUAAAGACAUUCUUUCUUCAUCAGUAUCAAAAAUUUAAUUAUAGCAUAGGCAUAUCAAUUUAAAGGCAUCAAGUUGUAGGAAUAAACUCGAUAGAAAUUUCAUGACUAUAUAUAUGAAUCUUUUGAGCAUUUGAAUGAAAUCAACCCCUAUAAUAAUGACACACAGCAAUUACCAGAAUAAAUUAUUAGUAGUUUCAGCAAAGAAUGUUAUAGAUGGUCAAAAUUCAAAUUAGCUAAUCAUAACAAAUUAAUAUACAAUAGUUUUCGACCGGAAUCAAAUAUUGAUCAUGCAAAGGUUUUCAUGUCUGAGUCUGGAGAGAUUAAAGUAUAUAUAAUAGCUACUGAUCAAAGUAAUACGAGUAUCUUUGUAUUUGAAUGUAUGAAUUUUGUAAUAUUUUCUAAAGAUUAAGAGGAAUUAAGUUUGCAAAAAGUGUAAUCGAUUUUAAUUUAAUGUGGAAUGCAAGUACCUAUAGAUUAGAAUCUGAAUAUACCUCAAUUUACUUUGAAUUGCAAAGCACAAGUGCAAGAAAACAUAAUGGGAGUUGGCAGAUUUAGCACAGCAUAUAGACCAAAAAUGAUGGAUAUUCAUAAUGCUGAGGGUUUAAUAAUUAAGCCUCCAUUUGUGUUCGGUAUCACAUAAAUCAAAAUUUAGGAAUCAUAAACGAAGAUUUUAAUGAACUAACUAAUAUGCCUAACUUAUUUUUUAGGGUUGAAGAACAACAUUGUCUAUAACUUUGA